Messenger RNA from Microplitis mediator, 2566 nucleotides. RefSeq lists its product as uncharacterized. The transcript is spliced from 11 exons. The record is from RefSeq and is a predicted model, not a curated record. NCBI's taxonomy places the organism in Eukaryota, Metazoa, Arthropoda, Insecta, Hymenoptera, Braconidae. The coding region runs from base 216 to 2447 and encodes 743 amino acids.
AAAGGAAGUAAGGAUAAAUAGUGAACAAGAGAGAAGGAUAAAUAAAUGAACGUAAUACUUGUUAUCCAGAGUACGGUUUACAUAUAAGUCGUGUCACUGCCGGUGUUUGACGAACGAUGUUUUUUGAUAAGACUUUGAGGGAAGAAGGAAGUGAAGGAUGAAGUGAAGGACGCGGUGAAGAACAAACAUAAUAUACGCGGCUGUUUGUCAAGAUCAUGGCGAGUUUAGCUGGAAGUUCUGCUGGAUUUCCGAGGCCACCGACGAUGCUCGAGCAAUUGCUCGAAGAGAUAAACUUCCAGAGGACCAAGGAGAUGAGGCAGCUGCUGAAAGAUGAUUCAGGUUUUGUGGUACUGCAGGGCACGACGUACUGGACGGACCUCUUCGUCAGGCACUUUCUCUUCCAAGGCGAACACACGAUCGACGGUGAUGACCUUCUCUUCUUUGUGAGGAAGAAGCACAUUAAAACUUCAAGUCGUUAUGUACCGAAAUUUGAGACUGAGGUUGAUGUUUUUCGUAAGGACAGCAAAAAAUUACCUAUAGGUGAUCCUGAUAUUGAUUGGGAGGAAACUGUUUACCUCAAUCUUGUUGUUCAUCAGUUUGAUUACACUCUUACUCUGGCUAUUUGUACCAGAACUAGUCCCAAGGAAUUGCAAGUACUCAGGAGACAUUCACAAAAAGUGUACGCCAGUCCAAGUCGCCGACGAAUGGACGCAAAAGGGGAUCUUGAAGAAAUGACUUACCCGCAUAUAUGUUUUAUGGUUGACAAUUUCGACGAAGUAUUCUGUGAUAUCUUAGUUAGAGACGGCGAGAUGGUUUGCGUUGAAUUGGUAGCUUCCGACCGCGAAGGCGCCGUGCAAGGGGUUAUUUUUCUCGGGUCUAUUAGAUACGACGCUUUAAAAAAAGUCUACGAUGCUCGGUCAAGUCUCAGUACCAAAAUGGCCCAACGCAUGACUUUCGGGCUGUUUUCAGGAGCUUCUUCCCAAAGAAUCGAGUUCGUUCGUAUGAAAGGGCCUCAAGGAAAAGGACACGCAGAGAUGGCAGUGACAAAACCGAAGGGUUCAGGAGCAGAAACUCCGACAUCCGAGCCCGGUUAUUCCGUAACCGAUGCCCUCUGGGACGCAGACUGGGACGACGCCGAAGAAAUAUUUAUGUAUCGGCAUCAGCGACGUCUCUCAGACCCAAGCUCAAAUCUAAAUAAUUUCGUCCGCGGCGGCUGGAGAACUAAACCCGAUUCAGCAGGCACUAAAGCUCGUUCUGAGAACGAGGGACUCGAUUCAAUGGCCAACGGUUUGAACGAGAUCGAAGCCGGUGAUGUUCGUGACGCCGAAAAUCAAGCUAGCAGCUGGGGCGGCCGGGUCGCGUCCCCAGUUCGCCAGAAAGAAAAUCGAAGAAGUCCUCGCUCCAGGCGACGUGGAUCAUCUACAUCUAGAGAUCGUAGUGAUUCAUCAUCAAAGCCAUUGGCUAAAGAUAAACCAGAUAAAACUUUAACAAAUAAUCCACGUGAGAACGAUAAACGUUUAUCACCGCGACGUUCUAUCGGAACACCAAAGCGACGACAUCGUCGUCAUCAUAAUAUCGAAGUUGGUACCGAGUCAAUUGUCACAACGUCAACUACUGAACGUUUGACAGAUGAUGUAAUGCAGAAACUUGACACAGGAGCGAUAUUAGUUCAUGGAAAAGAGGAACUUCCUCUAGGUUACGGGGGUAAUAACGACAAUCGAAGAAUUCCGAGUUACCCGAUGGAUAUUGAACGUCAAGAACGCCGUAAUGAUUCCCGUCGAUUUGACGGAGACGAAAAUUCCGUUGAAAAUUUACGCGGAGCUUCGAGACGCCACCGCACGCGUCGCUACUUCAGUGAUGAUGAAAUUCUUGGUGCCAUACGCAAACACGGACUGAUUAAUGGACGUGAAGAUUCAGUCAAUGGAGUCAAGACCAACGGAACAGAAUCAAAUGGAGUAAAGUCUAGAGUUAGCGGAAUUGACGACGUUAAUCUGGAUCAUUUGGAGCAGGAUGACAAUGAUCGCAGUUGCAGAAGUGAGCCAUUGAAAGACAAAAAUGCAAAUGCUAAAAUCAGUAGUAAUAGCAAAGUUGUCAAUAUGUCGCACAAACAAAGCGCGACAUUACCAAGAAGACGACGAAGGCGCGCGUUGUCUGGAAGUGUCAUAGGAAAUCAUCCGCUUCCACCGCAUCGGGUUACUCCGGAUGGCACCGCAAUCUACUACUGGUGCGAGCUUCCCCGCCGCCCCGGCUCUCAGGAGCUAGAUGACGGCGCAUACAAUCCACUGUGGACAAUGCGAGGUUUCACUCAGACAUUCCAUUUUUGGAAGGAAACUAGGCGAGCACAAUCCGUUCCUCUGAAUGCAUUCCUCACAUAUAUUACUUUGCCAUGGUGGAGUAUUGCCAAAGAUAUACUGGACCAUAGAGAAGAUCCAAUUCUCACAUUUUAGCCGGCUCAUAAAAUAAUAUUUGUUUUUCUACAAAACCACAAAAUAAAAUGUUAACUCAUAACUUUAUGUAUAAACUUGAUAAACAAUACACUGGAUUUAAAUUAUAAAAAAUAAUUAAA